Molecule: messenger RNA, 771 nt
Organism: Mesorhabditis belari
Lineage: Eukaryota; Metazoa; Nematoda; Chromadorea; Rhabditida; Rhabditidae
Source: the annotation of a GenBank genome assembly
AUGUUUUACAAUUACACGAAUCCACCUCUAAUGUUAUUUGGGAUUUACGAUGUGGCCACGAUUUUGGUGAACGAAAGCUAUUAUCCGUUCUACAUGUUUCUUUUGUUCUGUGAGCUGAUUGGGAUGGGUUUCUCGUUUACGAUUGAGAUUAUCGCUGCCUACAUCAUCUUCAGCUCAUCCGCUUUUAACAAGAACCUCAUUCAAAUUUUUGGCAUCAUCCUCACCGUCCACAUUCUAUCUCAAAUUGGAAGAGUUUUCCUGAUGAUGUAUCAAUAUGGAAUCUUUCAGAUAAAAGCUCUUGAACGGGUGAUGGCCACGUAUUUUAUUGGAGAUUAUGAGAAAUCCGAGAGAACAUGGAUCAAAAUCUUUCUUGGAAUUAUUGGAGUGACCAUGCAGAUUAUCGGAUGUGUGCUUUAUAUUUUUUUUGCGGCUAAAUACGCGCGGGGUCUCUUCAUCGUGAUGUUUCCUACUGUUGCACUUUAUCUCAUCUCUUGUUUUACGAUAUUCUCUGUGAUUUAUCGCCUAAAUUCAAACAACCUGAAAGCAAUCUUAAAAACCUAUGAACUACGAAGAUACUCAUUGAGUUUACGGUUCCAAUUGGAGGAGAAUCUGCGAUCAUUAAAGUCUUUAAAAACAAUCUUUGUUCUUCAUGGCUUUUUCAUGGUGAUUGGUGCUUGUAUUUUUGUAUUGCCGCAUAUGUGGUAUGUGGAUGGAAAUCCGCUGCUUGAGCUCACCAUUGCACUGCUUGAGGGCUUCCAGAGCAUGUAUGGA